This is a messenger RNA of Onychostoma macrolepis, 2722 nucleotides long. RefSeq names its product chromosome 18 C19orf47 homolog (gene c18h19orf47). The transcript has 8 exons. NCBI's taxonomy places the organism in Eukaryota, Metazoa, Chordata, Actinopteri, Cypriniformes, Cyprinidae. Gene Ontology annotation, cellular component: nucleus. The record is from RefSeq and is a predicted model, not a curated record. The coding region runs from base 52 to 1278 and encodes 408 amino acids.
CGGUUCACUCGGAACGUUCGGGUCGGUCGAUUUGUUCCGAAGACGGAGAGGAUGUUACGUCACAAGAUUUCCGCAACGCGUCGGUUUUUCCCUGGGAAGAUGGCGACGGUCACAACAGCCACCUCAGAAUGGAUCCAGUUCUUCAAAGAUGCUGGGAUCCCUCCUGGACUGGCUGUCAACUACGCAGUGUCGUUUGUUGAUAACAGGAUUCAGAAAAGCAUGCUCAUGGACCUCAGUAAGGAAAUAAUGAUGGACUUGGGAAUUACAGUCAUCGGGGACAUCAUAGCCAUUCUCAAACAUGCAAAGCAUGUGUAUAGACAGGACAUGUGUAAAACGACAACCGAGGCCAUUUCGUCUGGACAGACUAGUGUACAGGCUGAACUGAGACGUACUGCUAACACUCCUGCCACACGCAUGAUUGCCAAUGCUCUGAGCCGGGACUCCCCACCAAGCACGCCUGCUCGGCGCCCUGACAACCAAAUUUCAGUAACGGUCUCCAACGCCAGUGCCAAAACAGUGCCCAGCAAGCCAGCAGAAGAAAAUGGGUUGAAAGUGAAGCGCCGACGAGUCACAAGAGAAAUGGAGGGGAAAUAUAUCAUAAACAUGCCAAAAGGCACAACAGCUCGCACUCGGCACAUCCUGGCACAGCAGGCAAAGAAAGCUAAGGUUUUAAAGCGUACGUCAGUGUUUGAUAGACUUGGGGCAGAGUCUAAGACAGACACCACCUCAGCCAACAAGCAGCCAACAGGUGUGUUUAGCCGACUGGGUGAAGCAGAGGAAGAUGAAGAGGGUGGAGGAAAGACAGAUGGUGUUGCAGACGCUUUCGAGGACAAUGACAGCGACGGUGAAGGCUCAGUGCUGCAAUAUGCCGGCGUCCUCAAGCGACCCCCACUCACUUCUAAAAAAGAGACUAUAACCGCCAAAUCUAAACCCUUCACUCUACGUCGACUAGGCGUAAAGUACAAACUCCCCUUAUCUGAAGGCACACCACCAAUCUCCUCCUCUACCUCCUCCUCCAGCCAGGAGGGGACUCCCAAACUGGGUGUACUGCAGAGACUGGGCAAGGCCCCGUCAGUCAACCCUACCUCCUCGACCCCUCUAGUCAGUCAGCCCACAGACACCCAGGACAGUCGCGUUACGAGUAGCAGAAGCAAAGCCCAGGGCAGCUUUGCUCUGGCCAGCCCUAAGGUCAGUAGCAGCACAGGUGACACUCACGGGGCUCAGAUGGAUGCUGGGGCAGUCAGUGUAUUCAAGAGACUGGGCGCCCGGAAAACCUAAUACCCAAAAAACUCAAAGGCAUCCCUUUUUAUCCAGUUUGCCCCUUGUAUAAUUUAAUACCCACCUGAAUUUCCAUUUGUGUGAGUGGAGAAACUCUAGGACCACCCUUGAUGGAUUGGGAAGUCGAUAUGCUGUACCUCAUGGAGUGAUAUGAAUUGAUGAUACUAGGGGAAAAAAUGUUCAGCUGCAAUAUCUGUUAAAUGUUAGUGUGGACAUACCUUUUGUCCUUAUGUAUGGUUAUAGGAAUCAUGCUCUAUCCCCCAUCCUACUUUUAUAGCUGUACUCCUGCACCCCUGUGAGUGAAAUUUUUUUUUCCAGAUUAAAGGGGGGUUUGUUAUAAAAAUUUUAUAAUGCAUGGCGCCCAGCAUCAAAUGCUCAAUGUCAAGGUUUUUUUUUUUCCACUACCGUAGCCAAGAGACUUAAGUAAAAGCAUGUGCUAUGUUUACCACAAACACCUCAGCUUACCGAUUUCUCCAUGAAGUAAGCUCAUGUUCUUACCUCCUAGUUUUUAAAGGGGUAGUUUACAAAAAAAAAAAAAUUUAAUUGUCAUCAUAUACUCACCCUCACAUCAUUCCGAAAAUGUAUGACUGACUUUCUUCUGUGGAUUUUUAUUUUUAUUUUUUUUGAUAAAUGGAAGUCAAUAGGCACCAAAAUGAUUUGGUUAUCAAAAUUCUUCAAAAUAUCAUUUGUGUUCUGCAGAAGAAAAUAAUCAUACAGUUUUGGACACGAGGAGGAGUAAAUGGUGACUCUUCAUUUUUGGGUGAAUUAUGCCUUUCACUUCACAGGAUUUUUAUAAUAAAGAAAAAGCCUUUUUUUGGCUUAACUGCACACAUGAGCAUUUCCAUUAAUGCGCCUUAAACCUGCGGUCACACUAGACUUAAAAAAAAAAAAAAACAUUUAACAUAAUAAAUGCAAAUGAUUUGUGUGAGCUUGCUUUUACCAUUUCCCAUGUUCACAUACAUACGAAUGAAAUUGAAAAGUGUUGUGUGACCGCCCCUUUGUGACCACAAUUGUAACCUUGCUUAAAGACACAAAAUCGCAAUCACGAUCAGUGUUCAAGAGGCUCUGCUCUCAAAUUUCCGCAUUUAAGAUGCCAUCCAAUGGAAUUUUGUGUUGUUACUUGGACAAGCAGAGCAAAUAUAGCAUUGGUGACAGCAUGCUGUUGCCAAGCAACACACGUGGAGGUGGACCCUUGUGUAUUGUAUGUUUUCACCCCUUUGUACUGUUCACUACAGUAACCACUAAUCAUGCCGUUGUAAUAGGAAUUCACCUACGCUUUGUGUUUUGUCAUGUUUUUUAUAAAUAUUAUCAUUUUAAGCAUCUCAAAUGCAGAAUUUCGUUACGUUAUGUUUAAGGAAUAUUAAGAGAGAAAACAUUUUAACUGGGUAAGUUUAUAAAAUAUUGAUUGAAUUGAAUUGAAGAUUGAAUAUAAAAAGAUAAAACA